Molecule: messenger RNA, 3416 nt
Organism: Hippocampus comes (tiger tail seahorse)
Lineage: Eukaryota; Metazoa; Chordata; Actinopteri; Syngnathiformes; Syngnathidae
Gene: kcnk18
Product: potassium channel, subfamily K, member 18
Exons: 6
Coding region: 134-1498 (454 amino acids)
Biological process (GO): potassium ion transmembrane transport; stabilization of membrane potential
Cellular component (GO): plasma membrane
Molecular function (GO): potassium ion leak channel activity; outward rectifier potassium channel activity
Source: RefSeq, a predicted model, not a curated record
UUUUUUAGUUCACAUGAUUACACAAAAGACCUAAUUUGGCAGAGGGGACGUGCAUGAAUGGCCAAAGAGGAACCCACUAGAUGUCGGUGCUCACCCUGAAAAAGCUGAGGUUGAUUUCCAAAGUGGUCCAACCAUGUCUGUCAUAACUGCACCGCAGGCAGCAAUACAAUUAGAGCCAGAGCACAUUUGUGAAGCAUCGAGGCAGGACGGGUGCUUCCCGCGCCAACUGUCGGAGCUCUGCAACAGCGGAAGAAGGAGAGAACAAUCGAGGAGCGAGAAAAUGAGAUCUACGCCAGACAAGCAAGCAAUGAGCCCCAUCGGCAAGUUCAAGGCGAACUUGGUGUGGUUUUGGAAGCUCCUUCCUCAUGUCAUGCUGUGCGUGUCUCUGGUCGGCUACGCGGCGCUGGGCGCGCUUUUGUUCCAAUACAUUGAAGGGAGAGCACCCCCUGCCAAACAGGAAUACCAUGGCUUCUUGGGACACAUUAUUCGGCAUGUCCAGAAUCUCACCAAUAACUCAUCGUACACCCACCAAAACAUAGUGGACGAAGUGGAGCAUAAAAUGAACGAUGGCUUUAAGACCAUAUGGCUCCAACAACCUGACAGCUGGACCUUCUUUGGCUCCAUGUUCUUCGUGUGCACAGUCUUCACGACUGUUGGGUAUGGGGCCAUCUAUCCAGUCACCCUACCUGGUAAGGUGUCGUGUGUCUUGUACGCUAUGGUGGGCAUUCCGCUCAUGCUUUUAGUCAUGCUUGAUAUUGGAGAUUUCCUUGCUAAGCUGCUGACCAAAGCAUAUGUUCAUGCUCACGCCUUCCUCGAAGUCCUGCACUCACACAGUUGGUCCAAGCUCAGGGCUCACAAGAACGCAAGGCAGUCGAACCAUCGGACAUUGGAGGAUGGUACCACUGUUUUCAGCCAUGAUAUUGCGCUUCACGAACGACUCACCAUUCGGAAAGCGUUGCAAAGUCAUGUGAAUGUGAAGUCCAAUUCCAUGCAGUUCCAAAAAAAUCGAGAAAUCUUUGAGAAGAUUCUUGCCAAAGAGAAGCUCCAGCGAAAGGGACCCCUGCUCAGGAGCCUAUCCUGCCCAGAACUGAAUCGAAUGCCGCCAUUGCCCAAAGGAUUUGCCAUUUGGGACUUGACAGAAAUAGGAGAUACGAUGGAAACGCUAAAUGUACCAUUUGUGCUUAUUCUUUUCAUCGUGUUUACUUACAUUUUUCUUGGAGGUUUGAUUCUGCCAGUGUGGGAGACAGAAAUGAAGGGAUUUGACCCUUACUACUUCUGUUUUAUCACACUCACCACUAUUGGGUUUGGAGACAUUGUCCCUCAUCAUCCCAAUUUUUUCAUGCUUACUUCACUCUUCACCAUUUCUGGCAUGGCCAUCAUGUCCAUGGCAUUUAAACUGAGCCAGACACGGCUUGUAAACUUCUACCGCCACUGCAUUAAGUCCAUAAGCAUCGGAAACGGUAAUGAAGAUAAGAACAACCUCGCAAGGGUUCGCUGAUGUUUAAAAGGAUCACACUAUCUGGAAGUACCAGAGUCUGCUUUGGGAUGCCAAUUUAUUUAGAAGCAUGAGCAAAGUGAAAAAAAAAACCCCGAAAAGUAUGCAUGUAUCACGAUGGGGCAUACAGCAAGUACCCAAUGUGAUAUUCAAGGGCCUCUUGACACAGUAUCUGACAUGUUUUGUGCGUUUGCCUGCCGGUGACGAGGUUCUGUUUCCACAAUCCUUUUGGCGGGCUGGUGGGCGGAGCUUUCCCUGAAGCAACUGGUAGCAUUUGCCUCGUAUGGUAUUUAGAUGUGGCUUCAGCGGAAAGAAUUUGCCCCAGUAUUGCCUUACUGGCUGCUUUGCUUGUUGCUAUAGCUCUUGUUUAGUCUUGCUCGUUACUUGUUGGAUAUCAUCUCAUACUUAUAGUUUGCUUUUGGUAUUAGUACGUAUGUACUUGUGUUAUUUUUCACUGUCAUGUCGGUAAGAGUUCAUUUUUUUGUAUUUAAGCCUGUACCUUCCGCCCACUGCAGCUCCAUCCACUUUUGUUUUGUAUUUGCAUUUCUUUUUUUAACCGUCAUUGUUUUUCAUUUUCGUUACUUAGAUUGUUCUGCUUUUCACUCUUUUGGUUAAAUACAACCCGUGUAAUUGUUGCCCCUUUGUCUCUGUAGUGAUCUAUCCUUUGAUCAUUUGCCAAUUCUAACAGAAUACUCCGGCCAAUGACCUCACAAAUGCUAAACAAUUACAUAAGGAUCUGUCUAGCUCAUGAGUCAGUACAACCCCCCGAUUCACAAAUUCAUGGAUGCUGCAACUUUGUUGGAUUUGCAAGUUGAGGCUUCAGGCUAUGGCGAUAAGCAACUGCUGUCCAGACAUUCUUCCUUGCCCACGUUUAUUGUAGAGGUGUGGCAGUUUUUGAUCACCCGAAUAAAGGCAAGUAAUCAGUCAGCUUCUUGAGUUUUCACCAGAGAAGCCUUCAGUAGCUGAAUACUCCAAUUUGUUCAUUUGAUAACACAGCUCUUUGGAGCAACUUUCAGCCAGGAUUAAAUCCAGAAAUAAAAGUUGAACUGAUUGCUUGAGAUGAUACUUGAGGAGCUGAUAAAUGUCACUAUUUGUUUCGACACUAACUGUUUUUGUGAAUAUGAAUGGGAUCAAUCAGUGGAUUUACUGAGUGCAUCUUCAGAAGCAUGUAUGACUGUCCUAUACUCCUGUGAUCAACCCUGGACCCCAUCACCUUCACGUCUUCGUACCCGAGUCGGCCUUCAAUGACAGUGGAGGAAGCCUUUCCAGCUCGGCAGAGGACGGCUUACCACAGCAGAAUGCACAAGGCUGAGGAGGUCACGACCUUGUCACUAUCGCAUAUGUCUGGAUCAUCACAGACAAUGAGAACCAUGACUCCUAUGGCUACCAACGAUAUAAUGUCACAAUCAUCCCUGCAUUACGCCACUAAUCACUGGUGGAUGCUUCAGAUUCAGGAGUCGGUGCUAUUCUGUCCCAGCGCACUGCCUUCAACCAGAAGCUUCAUCCGUGCACCUUAUUUCAUUGCCUGGUGGGUUGGCAGUCCUCAGGAACAAUGAAGUUGUUAGUUUCCAUUCUUCAUAACACUGUAAUAUUGCAUACCUUCUGGCAGCCAUGGCACCUCAUUGUACCAAAAUAGCAAAUCAUCAAUGCUGAGAAUCAUUGAAUGAGGAGUAAGUGUCCAUUUUAGGCUAUUUUAUAGUAUGUCCUUCAAAGGGGUUGAAAGACUGCAUAAUUGUUUGAAUUGGUCGCAACUCUGCCUCAGUUAAACAUGUUUUGAAAAACAAAAUAAGUGCAAGAAAUGAAGUACGGUAUGUACUUGUAACCAGAGGUGGGUAAUUUUCAAAAAUUUGUCAGUCCGUCAUUCAUCAUCCGUCAGUGGCCUGGGCACCCAUCCGUCAUAGUCAGUCCGUCAUAUUUAUUU